Wyeomyia smithii (pitcher-plant mosquito) is the source of this 5520-nucleotide messenger RNA. It is a transcript of the gene Atg17, whose product is annotated as RB1-inducible coiled-coil protein 1. The record is from RefSeq and is a predicted model, not a curated record. Gene Ontology annotation, molecular function: molecular adaptor activity; protein kinase binding. Gene Ontology annotation, cellular component: Atg1/ULK1 kinase complex; extrinsic component of membrane; phagophore assembly site membrane. The coding region runs from base 621 to 4583 and encodes 1320 amino acids. NCBI's taxonomy places the organism in Eukaryota, Metazoa, Arthropoda, Insecta, Diptera, Culicidae. Gene Ontology annotation, biological process: autophagy of peroxisome; reticulophagy; autophagosome assembly. The transcript has 15 exons.
UUCUUUGUCUUUCUUUGUUCGCUACUUGCUUCUCCGCUAGUCAGCAGCCUCAUAACAAUUUAUUUUUCUUGUUAUCCAUUUUGUAAAGCAAAAGUCUCUCGAGUUGUGUUACUCGUAAAACAACGGAAAAUUUUCUAGAAAAGGUAGCACCCGAGCACCAACAUAAAUAAAAAAGAGAGACUUGUAUAUACAUACAAACACAUUCGUUGUGUUUCUCGAUGACUGCUUCUGUACAUAUGUAUAGUGAUAAUGUACGACCUAUAGCGAAAGGUAAGGAGUAAAGAGUUAUCUACACAUCAGUCAGAGAAAAAGUGAAAGAGGAAAAGAUAACAUUAAAUCGUACAAGCAAACUUUUCGUCACCGAAUGAAAACCACCGCGAUUAGUUUCAUUUUGCACUAAGGAGCCUUAAGGGCACCCGACCAUCCUGCGUUAUUGCGAACAUAGUCUGUGCGACUCAAUGUGCACGACCGUUGGAAUUUUCUAUCAGAUUAUACUGUAACUACAACAUCUGUAGCAAACAAGCUUUUUAAAUGCCUCACAACGCUUCCUGGUAGUUGUUACUAGUUGAAGGCCUAUUGAUCAAUUGGGACAGGCAGAAGGAAAAAAUCGAACUGCAAUCAUGCUAUACGUUUUUCACGUUGAUACCGGGCGAAUGCUGAAGUUCGAGAUGAGCAAGGCUCUUGAGAACGUUCGCUCGUUGAAAGAAACUAUUGAACGGCAUCACGGGAUACCGGCUGGCAGUAUUGUGCUGCUGGUCAGCGGAGGCGAAAUGUUGCAGGACGCCAAUCGAGUGUGCAAUUAUAUAGCCGGUACUGACACCAACCCGAUAUAUAUGUUUAGCACGAGUUUGUUGGAUGCCAAGAAUCAACCGCCACCAUGGCCUAGCAUAGAAUCCGAUAAUGAUCUAAAACUUCAGGUGGAUAAGUGCCUCGAGUUGCCGGCUACAUAUGGAACGGUUGUGACCCGGGCCCAAUUAGCACAGCAGAUCUGCGAGAUGGCCAAGGAGGAAGCCAAAUCAUGUGAAACCUUGGUGCACGAGCAACACCUUCAACAGCAAGGAUGGGCAGCCGUUGUUGCCAACAUGGAAGACGUGGUGGCCGAGUUUCAGGAACGCGUUGGUGAUUUCUUCAGGCGGUACGACGAGCACCGACUGCGUUACGUGGAAAACAAGGAAAUUUUAUCGGACUUCGACAGAGACUUGAAGCAGCUUUCGGAUAUUCCUAUUUUACCAACACUGAUGGAGAAUGCCGAUUCACGUCCGUAUGGUGCUUUUGAUGAAGUUUACGCAGACGCAAGUAAUAUUGCAGCAAGCACAUCUACCGGAAGCAGUAAAACUGCUAGUAAUCAUGAGCACACAAACAACAGUGUCGGUAGUGCUACAGGGACAUCGGCCCCGCUACAGGAAGUAACCGGACCUGCGGAGAGUGAAACUGCCUCAGAAAAAUCGUCCAAACCUUUGGAAGAUGUAACGACGACUGAGCUUGAUGCGGUAAUAUCUGAAAAAUACAGAGCGAACUGUAUUUCGCUGCUCGAUUGGAUAUCUGCUUCUGAGGGGCAGAAAACGUUAAAGCGUAUGGCUGACGAGUGUCUCCGCGGGUUGGAGCAGUUUGAAAAGGCCACUAUGGCGUCAUUGAAAGAGAAUAUAGAGAAGGCAGUUGAUUUAUCUCAAAGGGAAGAUAUGAAAGAAAUCAAAGGCCUAGAGGAACGUCUCUGCGGGCUGGAGCGACUAAUGUUUGACGCAAAGAAGGUCGUUCAGGAUCAGAAUGAGCUAGCGCAAUCUUUUCAACAAAAUCAAAAUCGAGCGAAUACGUUGGGUGACACAUCGAUCCUUCCUGAUCUGUGCGCAUCGCACCGAAGCCAAUUGUUGGUGAUGCUGAAAAAUCACAAUCACCUAAGGGACAUUCGACGUCGAUGCGCGAAAGCGAAAGAUGAACUAGGAGGCAAUCUGUUUCAGCGAUUGCGGUACAUCAUUCACGUAGAGACACGAGUGUACGAACUUGACAAUAGCCUGUUGUUCUAUCACACUUGCUUGAAGCGUUUGCAAAAACAUUUGGGAAUCAUCGAGCAGAUUCACAUGGCACCGUGUAUGUACGUUACUGCCGUUACAGAAGUGGUUCGCCGGAGGAUGUUUUCGAAUUCCUUCCUAAAAUGGGCUUCUGACUUAGCAUGCCGGCUGAUGACGAUCCACAAUGAGGAAGUAAUGCGAAGACACGAAUUUACCUCGCAGUUUGAGGGUCACUUUUUGAGUACUCUUUUCCCUGGCAUGGACGACAUGCCGCCAUCAUAUGGUAUCCAGACUCCGGCUAUUUUCGAUGCUAGUCUACCGGGUUUAAAUAAGCAAGAUUUAGAAGAGCUUGCCCGGUUCCUGCCUGAACUAACCGAAAAGAUCCAGCUACCGAACAUUGAUUCUGUGAUAGAUUUUUUCUCAUCUAAAUCGGUAGGGACUAAUGAAAGCAAAAGUAAUCUUACGCAGGAACCUAAAACUGAUGACUCUGAGGAAAAGAUUACCGAGAUACUAGAAGCGUCCGCAGGGGAAAUGAAAAUUCCGGAGGCUGAGAACGUAAUACAACUGCAAACGAAGGACGAUGAAAAAGUGUGUGAGUCUGAAACCGACACGGAGGAGUUUGAGAAAGUAGGACAAAGCCCAAUCGAUCGGCGUCGCAGAAUCCGACAGAAGGUGGACACAUGCAGUAUAGCCACCUCGACUGAACGAAUACUGCAAGCAAGCGCAGAAACAUUAACAGAGGAAAAUCUCGGUGCAACACGCAUUGAAGUGGAAAGACUGAAGGGUAUUCUGCGCGAAGUCUGCCACCUAUUACAAUCGUCAAUCUGUGUUCUUCGCAUGCAGCUAUCUGAGUUCAAAGCGAAACAUCUGGAAAAUGAAGCCGCAUUCAAGGCGCAACUUGAAGCGAUUAGCCGGUCCUGGAUCGAUAUCCAGGAAGCAGCGCGUAACAGAGAGCGAGAAACGGUACAACAGUUGACGGUUGACCAUGAGCUCGAAAUGAACGAUCUUCGAAAAAGCAUCCAUCAAAAGGAUGACGAAAUUCAAUCGCUGCGGUCCGACAACUCCACAAUGAAGGCAAGCCUCAUCGAGACAGUGUCAAAAUAUGAAAGCGAAAAACAGGAGCUAAACAAUAAAAUCGAAGAAAUGAAAGAGGUUGUGGGCAAGCUGGAAAGGCAGCUAGCGGACGUAAACGUCGACCGAAAUAAGGCCAUACAAGAAGCCAUUGAACAGCUCGAACAUAAGCACAAAACCGACAUCGAAUCGCUCCGAUGCAGGUACAAAUUGAUGACAAGCAUGGACCGUUCGCCAUCAGACACGAGCUUGGAGAAGAUCGAAAAGCCUGACAUGAUCGAUAUAGCAAGUCACGAACAACUACUGGCUCAAGCACGAGAGGAUUUCAACCGAGAGAAAGAACGUGCAAUUAAAACCGCCAUCGAAGAAGAACGACAACGAUGGGAGCUAUCCCAGCAGCAAAAAUCACUUGCUCAGCCGCAACGAUCGAUGGGAAGUUCCCCGGGAACUCCAACCGGUAGUCACGAUGUGUACAAACGGAUAUUAGAAGAAAAGGAACGACAAUUGGACGAGCUGCGGGAUAAAGAAGUACAUUUGUUGAGAGAAAAUCAGCGGUACAAGGAAACAAUCCAAUCACUAACGGACCCGGAGCUCUGUUCCAACCAAAUCAUUUUCAAACAACAGGUUGAGCUCUUGGAGCGUGAAAAACUUCAACUGGCAAAUGAACUGGAAGUCCAACUGAAUCGAUUUUCUGGAGCUGCCUCAAUACAGUCCUGCUCGAAAGGAGACACUGUGCUAGUAAUAUACAAUAGCACCUAUAAUCAGUACACUAUCGUUCAGAAUGGCCCCGUGUUGUAUUUUUUGCAUGCGGAAAGCUAUGCGGCCUUCAAUUUAACACCGUUGGUAAUGGGCGAAGUGCCGAAAAUUGUUUACUGUGUUGGGACAGUUGUUGAUAAGGAUUACUGUCACGCACGUAAAGACGAAAACCGAUACAAGGUGUCUCGAGGCACUAGGUUUUAUCGGGUGAAAGUUAGACCGUUGCCCAGAAAUAGUAGUGGCAGUGGUGGCGGUAGUAGCACUGCCGGUAGCAGCACAUCGAAGACCGUAGAUUCGGACAAGCACUCCAACAAGAAAGAAAAAAGUAAAUCAAGUACGCUUAGCCGUUCGUCGUCCACAAUCACGGAUCAGAGCGUUACUGCAGGUACCCCUGGGUUACUCAUCGAUUCGUUUGCACAAACCGAACAAAUGACUUCUCCGCUUAUGGAAGACUCUUCCAUCAAAACUAGCACUAGCCGGGAUAUGAUUGACUCCGGCGUUGUGGAGCAGCUAAAAAGUACCUACAAGGAACGCAACAUUAGCAUAACGGACGAGGAGGAUGUCACGUACAGUGGAAGCGCCAGUGGUAGUGUUGAUUUUGCAGAUCAGGACCGACUGCGUUAUCAAAGCGUGUGCGAGGAAGAUGAAGAAAGGCAACAACCUGACAGCAUCAAUAGUAAUACGACGGUUUCUCCGUUGUCCAUUGGAGCUCUUGUACUGCACUAUUUGAUGCUUCCAAAGUCUCACUGAAAAUCACUUCUAAUCAGUAACAUGAGCACACGGAUUAAUUUUAAUUUAGAGAGGCCUAAUUAUAGCUGAAAUGGUAACAGCAAAAGAUAAAUCUAAUUCCUUUAGUUACUGAACUGUUUACGCCAGAUAAUAGCAACUCCUUUGUAAAAAAGCCUAUCUCUUCAGAUAUUUUAUUCAAUUGCAACCAGUUUAAAGCAGCUUGAGGUCGACAAAAUCCAAUAGCCGGCAAAUCGCACUCGGUGAUCAUUUAAGAAGAGGUAGAUACGAAAAGCUUUAACAAAAAAAAAACGAAACAAGCACUGACGAAACAAACCAGCUAAACUAUUGCUUUUUUUCUUAUUUGAUUAAGAAAUUGAGCGUAGGAAUAAAUUCGAAUAUUCAUAAGACGCUAGUAUUUAUAAAGCAACAAAUACCUAGAUAUAGUUAGUUCCACAUUGAAUAAACAAACACUUAAGUAGGUUUACGGCAGUAACGUUGUUGGUUGAAAGAAACCUCGAAAAUCCUUGAAAGAGAGGAGGGAAAAUUUAAGUAAAGGUGAUAAUUGUUGUUAAAUCAAAUUUUCGACCAAUUUAAAGAGUAUUCAUGUCGCCUUGGUCGUUUUGGAUAUAAUUAGAGAGUUCACUUCUACUAACUACCUAUCGAAAACAACACAACUGAAUAUUUUUGUACAUUGUAAACUAAAUGAUAGACUCAACAUUCGGUAAGCGCUCUGUUUGUAAAGCGGAAGGGCAGCGAGUUUGGUUGGAUUAAAGAAAAAAAAAGUCUAGUUUCUGCUUCUUGCAUCUAGUUUCAAUCGCCAUCUUGUACAUAGCCAGUAUGUGACAGCGACAGCGGCAACAGUGAACAGUUUCAUGACUAAUUGAAUGUAAAUUGGCGUUUCCAUGUAUUACGCUGCAUACGUAGAUAAUAAAGAAUAUCUAUUUCAAAACUAUUUUAA